AUGAUUAAUCCAUCACUCAUUUCUGCUCCCACUCUUCCCCCUUUUACAACCCCCCCAAUCCCCCGCCACUCCCAUCCCCUCCCCCACUGCUCUGCAGCCGACCCCUCUCCUCUCAAGUCGUUCUCCCACUGGCCUCUCUCCAGCGCCCACCCGCUCCUCACAGCCGGCUCAGCUCGCCGCAACCGCUCGUCGCUCUCCCUCACCACGCUCUCCGACCUGAAUGCCGCAUCCCUCGCGCUGCACCCCGCCCCGUUUGCUCUGCUCGCCCCUGCCACGCCCACCUCCCCCUGCCGCCCCUUCUCCUUCUCCACCUCCUUCACCUUCCGCAUCUCCUCCCCCAACGCCGCGGGGCUGGGCGGCGAGGGCUUGGCGUUUGUGAUGCUGCCGACGCCCACGCUCGGCCUGCCGGGACCGUCCCUGGGCUACGGGCGCCUGCUGCUGCCCCCGGGGAGCACGACUGCUGCUGCUGCUGCUGAUGAUGGCUCCAGUGUCAGCAGUGUGGCGUCAAGUCAGCUGAGCAAGAGAGCCUUUCUCCCUCGCUCUCUUGUUCUCCUACCCUGCUGCUCCGAUGUUCUGCUUAUCUGCUUCUUCCCCCCUGCUCGCCCCUCAUCCACAGCAGCACCAGUACUCCGCUCUUUAACAUGCCCCGUCCCGUCCAACCCCUAUCCACAGCAGCAGCGGAGUCUGGUAGUGGAGUUUGACACAUGCGCCUCCCCCGAGUUCUGGGGCCGGCAGGAGCACCACGUGGGGGUGAACCUGGAUGGCAGCAUGCUUGCCUCUUCCCCCUGCCUUCCCCUUCACACCCCCCUCCCUCUCUCCCUCCCCAAUUUUCCCCAUUCGUUCCACAGCAGCAGCGGAGUCUGGCAGUGGAGUUUGACACAAGCGCCUCUGCGGAGUUCUGGGACCGGCAGGAGCACCACGUGGGGGUGA
Molecule: messenger RNA, 930 nt
Organism: Closterium sp. Naga37s-1
Lineage: Eukaryota; Viridiplantae; Streptophyta; Zygnematophyceae; Desmidiales; Closteriaceae
Source: the annotation of a GenBank genome assembly